AUGCUUCCUGGCUAUAAGCCCUCCUUUUCAUCUUCCGUUGGCUGCUGGGAACCGUUUGGUCUAUACAAUUACCCGUACAAGCUUGACUUGAGGCCUCCCUCGACGAGCCUUGGCUGCAUGGUGCCAGCGACCAUGUCAAGGCGAAAUCAGCAGGGCGAGUUGACCUAUCCACACUUUGCCCUCAUCUAUAUCGACCGAGAUGGCAAUCUGCGCCAUGAAGCAUCGCGUUCUAUCGCCAAUAGCCGCGAAACCAUCUUGUCUCCUCGUGUCACCAACGAGUUUCUCAGAGCCGUGGCCAGGUCAAGCGACCUGGGUCCGUCACAUUCCCAGUGCCAUGCGCCUCAUGUUGCUGACAUUCCGGGCAUUGAAGGACACCUUCAAGUGCCGAUGCCCCCUGGGCUGCCAAUUCAACCGGCGUUAUGGCCCGGCCAACAGGAACCAUGGCCUACGCAAGUCCAGCAGCCCAGAAGGAAGCCCUGGAACGAAGAACUAAGUCUCAGCAACCAAAAGGCUACGAUCUCCAUCAGUGAUACGGAUUUCUUGCGUGGCUACUAUGAGAAGGUCUUCCAAAAUCUACAGCAGACGAAUUGCCGAAUUAUAGCCAAAGCCUACGUCAAGCUCGUGGAGCCCCGCAAGCAGGUCAACUAUCCGUACAACGGGCGGAAAAUAGUUGCUGGUAGGACCCAGCAGCUUGAGCCCGAUGCGACCAAGCCGCCAUGGUGGCCGGCUGGGGUGAGCCACCGAGAGCCAGACCAUCUUCCCAAAGCUGAACGCAUUAGACUCUUGGUUCACAUCCUUUGUGACCUGCGCGCGAGCAACGGAGUCACCGCCCGAAGACUUGAACAAGCAGAGCAGCCAAUUCGUCGUCAAAUCUCCCCAGCCGAGCGAUUGCAGCUAUUGGAUGAACUAUACGAGGUGAGAGAAGCGGAGGAAAAGUUUUUAGAUGGUGUGGCCGAUGAGAAAACCACGGUAUCCGUGUUACGAGCGAACCUCCCAGAUGCGGUAGAACUCUCUGUCCACCAGGGAGAAGCCAGCAGAAGAGCCACCCCGGCAGAAGAAGACGCUAGUCGACAGUCGACCAAAGAGACACCUAGUAGACGCAACGGACUUUUACGCAGCAACAUACCACAGCCUCUACUUGUACCCAGUCCCGAUUUGCCGACGAACCUAACCCCAAGCCCUCACGCCGCCACCCCAAGUCCCUCGCAAUAUAUUCAACAAGACCUCCCCAUACACCCCGGCUUCGAGCAUACUUCUUCGGCAUCACCACAGGACUUGAAGAGAAAACGUCCCGUUAGCGAAGCAGGCCCAUCUACAAGUACCAGUCCGGCUUCUGUUCCAUACUACUCUCCUGUUUUCGUGGGCUCCCAACCGUUCUUGUCAGAAAGGUAUGAUAACCUUGAAGGCUUGCCACAACCGGGGGGCCCGAACACGGUACAACCUGGGGCAGAAAACUUCGCAGAGAACAUAGAGAUCUACGGAUUCCCUUACUAUUUCGAUAAUUGA
Penicillium cinerascens is the source of this 1506-nucleotide messenger RNA. Its product is annotated as DUF2841 domain-containing protein. The record is from RefSeq and is a predicted model, not a curated record. NCBI's taxonomy places the organism in Eukaryota, Fungi, Ascomycota, Eurotiomycetes, Eurotiales, Aspergillaceae. The coding region runs from base 1 to 1506 and encodes 501 amino acids. The transcript has 5 exons.